AUGACAAUAAAAGUAGCCUUUCUAGGACCAGAGGGAACAUAUACCCAUCAAGCAUUAAUCCAACAAUUUGGUACAGAAAAUGUUUCUAUAUAUCCUCAACAAUCUAUAGGAGAUUGUUUCCAUAUUUUAAAUGAAAAAAAAGUUGAUUAUGCUGUAGUACCAUUUGAAAACUCUACUAAUGGACAAGUUGUUUUCACUUAUGAUUUAUUACGUGAUUGGUAUUUUCAAACUUCAACACCACCAAAAUUUAGAAUAAUUGCUGAACAAUUUGUAUCUAUUCAUCAUAAUUUAUUAACUAAUGCUUCCAAAAUUGAAGACAUAAAAACUAUUUAUUCUCAUCCUCAAGUAUGGACUCAAGUUAAUAAAUUUUUACAAAGUUUACCUCAACAAAUAACGAAAAUUGAUGUUGGAUCAACUUCAAAAGCAGCAGAAAUCGUCAGUCAAGAUACCAUCACCACCAGUGGUAGUAGUAGUGCUGCUAUUUCAUCGUAUAUGAGUUCAGAAUUGUAUAAAUUGCCAAUAUUAAAAGAAGGAAUUGAAGAUAAUCAAUCCAAUACUACGAGGUUUUUGAUACUAGGGUAUGAUUCUCCAAUAUCACCACCACCAGCAGCAGCAUCUAAUAAUGAUGACGAUAAUAGCAAAAGAAACACUACCAUAGUAUCAUCAAUAAUGUUUACUUUAAAUCAUGACGAUCCUGGUGCAUUAUGUGAUGUUUUGGUUAAAUUUAAAGAAUAUGGUAUAACAUUAACAUCAAUUAAUUCUCGACCAGCAAAUUUGAAACCUUGGCAAUAUGUAUUUUUCGUUGAAAUGAUUGGUGAUAUUCAUCAAGAAGGACUCGUAGAAAAAAUUAAAGAGUCUUGUUUAGAACUUGUGAUACUAGGUGUUUUUCAAAGAAGUUGGAGGUAUAACAACAACAGUAAUGAUCAAUAG
Molecule: messenger RNA, 930 nt
Organism: Candida albicans SC5314
Lineage: Eukaryota; Fungi; Ascomycota; Pichiomycetes; Serinales; Debaryomycetaceae
Gene: PHA2
Product: prephenate dehydratase
Exons: 2
Coding region: 1-930 (309 amino acids)
Biological process (GO): L-phenylalanine biosynthetic process
Cellular component (GO): cytoplasm
Molecular function (GO): prephenate dehydratase activity; chorismate mutase activity
Source: RefSeq, a predicted model, not a curated record